UUCACGGUAGGCGACAGCUAGCCAACCACCGAGUCUGAACUACAGUGGGCAUAGCUGCGCUUACAUCGGGUAAUCCUUCGAAGUGUCUGUCAAUAAGAGACACUGUAGGCAUGCCCACCAUCAAUCUCCCUGCUGGUAGUAGCACGCAGCUGGAGCCACGUCCUGCGCAUCAGCAUCAUCCGCGAUUCUUUGCUGUCCAUGCAUAUUUGGGCAUUGCUGUCACUCUGAUCAUCGUCACCAUUUGGUGUGUCAACCCCCGACGAAGAUCAUCAACAUCCAGUUCGGCGAAUUGCGGGAGCCAACCAGAGGUCAAAGAAAUCAAGGCAUCAUCGGGUCGUGCAAAGCUAGUUAGGGCAGAGCUCACGGAAGGAUCACAUCCAAAGAGGUUCAGUCAAAACCUAGUCCUCGCCACGCCCACCUCGAUGCAUAAACUGUCACGUUCACUUUCAAGUGCAUACACCAGAGUCCCGCACCCGUCUAGGCAUCCACAGAAAAUGGAUGGCGAUCAGAACAAUCAACACAGCCAUCGAAGUGAUCGCGAAGCAACAGCAUCACGUGGCACCAGCCAGAAGCCCAUGACAUCCUCAAGUUCAAGUUCGAGUUCUACUCUCGAUCAGCUUCAAGGACAUAUGCCACCUUCCAGGACCUUUACCAGUACCGAUAGAACAACCAGCCCAGAUUUAACGAGUAGGGAAGAGGGGAGGGGAACAAAACGUCUGCAUACACAAUCCCGUCAGAUCGAUGGGUUCGGGAUAUCAACUGCUCAGAGGGAAAAUGACGAAUUGCACGGUGUGUCUGUUGGUGAGCCUAGACUACACUUUACAACGCCUCCACCUCCACCACCUCUGACACCGCCAACCCUGGACAAGACGGCCUUUGCCUUUCAGAACCGUCAGCCCACAUCUGUGGUAUUAAUUCCACCAGGGUUGGACGGAAGCUUUAUCCAUCAGCCCAAUCCGAACCACAUCGGCCACACCUCGUCUUUUGACAUCCCCAGCUCGAUUCCUGCCGAGGCGGCGGCGAUACCGCGUCGAAGAUCAUACACAAAGAGUGUGCCAGUUGGUGUACCUAUACCCAGCAGCAGCUCUUCUUCAUCAAGGGGAACUACUGUAACAUCUUCGUCAGUAUUUCAUCCAUCCAGCGAUCUGCCACCAUCACCACUAUUCCCGCGACCUCCACCAGUUUCCCAAGACUAUCAGUUCGUUGGAGGACAUAUGGGACAUCGCGCGUCAGUCGGCAAUCGGCACCAGAAUGAGACCGAGGUUCAUGGGGAAAUCAUCUCUGUUAUCAAUGAGGAUGGGCACGGUUGGCAACGACACACACAGGUGUAUGGUGGGGGUGUCUGUCUCGCAUGUUUGGGAAAUGAAGGCGGAUUCUAUGGUCCAAAUGUACCACUCGAGGAUCGACGAUAUUAGCCCUUGUUCAAGGGCUCACCGGGAAGCCCACACCAAGGAAGUCCCUUUUAGGUUUUGGAGGUGACUCGAGCCUCAGCCGCCAUGCAUUGCACUGCAGGCAUCCAAGCACAAAGAAAGCACACACACAUGUAUCCAGCGCUCGGUGGGGCAAUUUGCUUCCGGGUCUAUGCUGCACCUCCCAUAGGUUGAGUACGGUAUGGACUGCAUACAGGCGUUUGAUGAAGU
Neurospora hispaniola is the source of this 1640-nucleotide messenger RNA. RefSeq lists its product as uncharacterized. The transcript has a single exon. The record is from RefSeq and is a predicted model, not a curated record. The coding region runs from base 111 to 1415 and encodes 434 amino acids. Lineage: Eukaryota; Fungi; Ascomycota; Sordariomycetes; Sordariales; Sordariaceae.